This is a messenger RNA of Penicillium oxalicum, 1332 nucleotides long. RefSeq names its product putative cell wall glucanase (Utr2) (gene utr2). The coding region runs from base 1 to 1332 and encodes 443 amino acids. Gene Ontology annotation, cellular component: fungal-type cell wall. The transcript has 2 exons. Lineage: Eukaryota; Fungi; Ascomycota; Eurotiomycetes; Eurotiales; Aspergillaceae. Gene Ontology annotation, molecular function: hydrolase activity, hydrolyzing O-glycosyl compounds; glycosyltransferase activity. Gene Ontology annotation, biological process: carbohydrate metabolic process; fungal-type cell wall organization. The record is from RefSeq and is a predicted model, not a curated record.
AUGGUUCGUUUCGUGACUUCGCUUCUGGCCCUGUCCCUGUCGGCCACCGUUCUGGCCAAAUCCGAUACCAUCACCUGCAAUACGAGCAAACAGUGCCCCGAGGACAAGCCAUGCUGCUCCCAAUACGGUGAAUGUGGCACUGGUGGCUACUGCUUGGGUGGCUGUGACCCUCAGUCUUCCUUCUCCGUGGGCUCUUGUGCACCCAUGCCCGUGUGUGAAAACAAGAGCUACACAUGGGACAACCUGGACAACACUGCCCUGAACACCAAGUACCUGGGCAAUGCUUCGGAGGCGGACUGGACCUACAGCGGGUUCCCCAAGACCGAGGACGGAAAUCUGCUCAUGACCAUGCCCAAGAACAGCGUUGGCACGCUUUUUGCGAACAACCACUACAUCUGGUAUGGUAAGAUCAGUGGCAAGAUCAAGUCCUCUCGCGGUAAGGGUGUUGUCACUGCCUUUAUCCUGCUCUCCGAUGUCAAGGAUGAGAUCGACUACGAGUGGGUCGGUGCCGACCUGACUGCCGUCCAGACCAACUACUACUGGCAGGGUGUUCUGGACUGGCACAACAGUGGCAACGCAUCGGUCAGUGACCAGGACACCUUUGAUAAAUGGCACACCUAUGAGAUCGACUGGCAGCCCGAACAGACCCAGUGGAUCGUGGAUGGCGAGGUCAAGCGCACGUUGAAGAAGUCAGACACCUGGAACUCUACCGCCAACCGCUUCCAGUACCCCCAGACUCCUGCUCGUCUCCAGAUGUCCCUGUGGCCUGCGGGUCAGGCCAGCAACGCCAAGGGUACAAUCGACUGGGCCGGCGGUGAGAUUGACUGGGACAGCGAGGACAUCAAGGACAAGGGUUAUUACUACGCCACUAUUGGUAAGGUCGAUGUGACCUGCUAUGAUCCUCCCAAGGGUGCCAAGAAGACCGGCGACAACGCGUACAUCUACACUUCCGACGCCGCCAUGGAGUCUGACAUUUCCAUCACGGAUAACUCCACCGUCCUCGGUUCCCUCGCGGCCACUGGCUUGAACAUGACCUACGGUGCCGACAGCGGCAGUGCCACCGCUACUGGCAGUGACAGUGUGCCCACCAACAUGGGUGGCACUGGCGGCAUGGCUUCCAACAGCACCAACGGUGGCUCUAGCGGCACCAGCAGCGGCUCCGGCUCCGGCUCCGGUUCUGGCUCCGGCUCCGCGUCCGGUGCUUCCAGCACUGGGUUCUCUCAAGGUAACGCUGCCACCAAGGACAACAGCGCUCCUACUCAGGGAGAGCGUGUGCUGCAGGGCUCGCUGUUUGCCGUUCUGGUCGCUGUUGUUGCCCUGGUGACAUUGUAG